AUUAACGAAAAACAAACAACGAAAUCUUUCGUUUCGGAGAGAGAGAAGUUAUAGAGAAAGGAGACGGAGAAGAAGAGAGAAGAUUACAGAGACAGAAAGAGCGAGAGCCGAAAGGGAAAACAAGGUAGCAGAGAGGACGAGCUUCUUCAGCUCUUCCAAGGUAUAUUUCGAUCCGCUCACACGGGAGUCUUCGCCCGUUCCUCGUUCUCGUAGAAGCUCCCGAAAUCCCUUAUCGGAUCCGUUGUUUGAGUUCUUCGAGUUUCGUUGUUUUCAAGUUCGUUGCGUGGACUAAUACGGACGAAGAAAUCGCAAUAUGAGCAUCGAUAGCCCUAGGGAAGGGGAGAAUUAGGGUUCUUUUCUGUAGUCCUUGGACUUCCAUGGGCGAUGGCGGAGUCGCCUGCGUGCCUUCGCAGCAUGUUAUGGAAAGAUUUCCACUUUCGGAUACGUUCUGCGGGGGCAAUGGUGGUUUCAAUUCUAGGUCUCUCCAAUAUGCAGAAUCACAGCUUCAGCGAAAGCAUGAGAAGAAGAUGGAAGUAGAGAACGAGGAAUUUAGUUCAGAGAAAGGGCGGAAGUUUGAGAGAGGGAAGAAAGGGGAUGUUGAGAAGGGGGAGAUUGCUUCCGAAAAGCUGCCCAAGGAAGAAGUGGAGGAGGGAGAAUUGGGUUCUUUGUUGGGGGCGAAAGGCCAAGUGGAGAAUGGCGAAUUUGUUCCCGAGAAGUCGCAGAGAAGAGAAAUUGAAAAUGGGGAGUUUGUCCCUGAUAAGUGCAGGAAAGGUGGUGAAGUUGAGAAGGGAGAGUUCGUUCCGGAGAAGUGGCGGAAAGCAGAAGUUGAAAAUGGGGAACUUUUGACGGGAAGAGCGCGGAGAGAAGUAGAGAAGGGAGAGUUCAUAAUAGAAAAGGGAAGGAGAGGGGAAGUGGAGAAGUCGGACUUGGGGAGAGGACGGAGAGGGGAGCUUGAGAAAGGAGAGUUUGUCCCUGAUAAAUGGCGGAAAAGUGAAGUGGUGAAAGAAGACUACGCUUCAGCAAAAGGACGGAAAUGGGAAAUGGAGAAAGACGACAAUGCUAUGGACAGGGGAUGGAAGUACGAGCGAGACCGAACACCACCUUCUAUGAAGUUCUCUGAUGAGGAUGCUUCCCAAAGAAGAGAAUUGAGUAGGAGUGGAAGUGAACGUAGAAAGAGGUCUUCCAGUUCGAGGUGGUAUCAUGAUCAUGGUCAUGACAUGGACUCAAAGACCAAUUUGAGAAUUGUCGACGAGGAAUUAGGCUCAUAUAAGCACGAAUACAGUGAUGGCAAGAAUCAUGGAAGAGAGCGCGCAUCUGGUACAUGGCGGAAACGUUAUUGUACAGAAUCAGAGGGUAGCAGCCGCAAAUACCAUGGAGAAGAUUAUCCAGGUUUUAAAAGCCGGAGAGUGUCUGAUGAUAGUAACCGGGCUGGCCAUGAGAAACACUAUUCACGAGGUUUGCAGGAGAGCUCUUACAGAAAUUCUUCUUCAUCAUCAUCAUCAAGACUGCCAAUCUCCAGCAGGUUCUCUUCUAGGCAUUAUGAUUCUUCUUCGUCAUCUAGAGUAGUGCAUGACAGGCAUGGUCGAAGUCCAGCCCGCCCUGAGCGGUCCCCACGUGAUCGGGGCUGGCACCAUGACCACCGGGACCGAAGUCCAGGCCACUCCGAGUGGUCUCCACAUGAUCGGCGCCGUGUCCAUGAUCACAAGAACAGAAGUCCUGUUCAUGUGGAGCGGUCCCCACGUGACCGAUCACGACACCAUGACCAGAGGGAUGACUGCAGGGAAGAUCUCAGGGAUCGGACUCCAGGUUACCAGGAGAGGUUACCCCGUGACCGGGGGAGGCCCCUAGAUUACCAGGAAUCCAGUCGAAAGAGCGGAGGAAGUGAAAGGCAGCACAGUUGGUAUGCAAACCAGGGGAAUGAAGAGAAGCUUGGCCACAGGGAAUCAGCUGAAAGGGAUUCUCACAAGCAUUUAUCAACCUCUCAAACCCCCAAUAGCAGCACUGUACGUAGCAGUGGUAGUGGUUCUGCUGAUAAAAAUAUCACUGUUCAGGGUCACAAGGACGAAGAGUCACAGAAUGUAAGCUUGGAUUCCAAAGAAACUCCUCUUCAGGUUAAUGAAGCUCCUGAAGAGCUGUUGUCCAUGGAAGAGGACAUGGAUAUCAGUGACACACCACCUCAUGUUCCGGUUAUGUCAGAUUCAAAUGUGGGAAAAUGGUUUUAUCUUGAUCAUUCUGGUAUCGAGAAAGGCCCUUCUAAAUUAUGUGACCUUAAGAGGCUUGUGGAGGAAGGGUUUAUGCUGUCAGAUCAUUUGAUAAAGCAUUCAGAGAGUGAGCGAUGGGUAACUGUUGAAAAUGCUGUUUCUCCACUGGUGCCUGUGAACUUCCCAUCAGUUGUUUCUGAUGCCAUAACUCAGUUGGUGAGUCCUCCUGAGGCUCCUGGGAAUCUAUUGGCAGAUGUUGCUAAUGCCGGGCAACCUGUUGAUCAGAAGGGGGAGGAACUGCCUGCUUCUUCACUGCAGCCACUUUCCCAACUACAUGGCAUUUCAAGUCCUUUGGAGCCUCUAGAGUAUCUCUACAUUGAUGAAAGGGUCAGAGCCUUGCUAAGUGGCUACACUGUUAUAACCGGGAAGGAACUCGAGACUCUUGGAGAAGCUUUACAGAUGACAUUUGAGCAUGCAGACUGGGAAAAUUGGGGUAGCUCCGAAGGUUUCACGAGGUUUCAACCUUCCACAGGGUAUUCCACGCAACGAAGAGAUGAGAAUUUUGAUAGAUCUCUUGAUGCCAUGUCAAAAGAAGCUAUAGAUACAAGGUCAGCUGAUGCCUUUGCCAGUGCUGACUGUAAUGACUGGUUUUCCAACCGAUGGUCCUGCAAGGGUGGUGACUGGAAGAGGAAUGAUGAAGCUUCUCAGGAUAGAUCAUCUAAGAAGAAACUUGUCCUGAAUGAUGGUUACGCAUUGUGCCAGUUGCCAAAGUCUGGCUGUGAGGACCCUCGGUGGCACAGGAAAGAUGAGUUGUACUAUCCCUCCCAGAGCAGAAGGCUUGACCUACCUCCUUGGGCAUUUUCCUGGCCAGAAGAGAAGAAUCCAGGCCAAAUCAAGCCACUUAAUGCAAGGGGACUGAAGGGAACCAUGCUAUCUGUUGUCAGGAUAAAUGCUUGUGUUGUCAAAGACCAUGGUUCAUUUAUCUCUGAGCCCCGCAUGAGAAUUAGAGGAAAUGAGCGCCACUCAUCAAGAUCCCAUCGGUCCGUCUCAGGAAGUACUGAUGGCAAGAGCGUGUCAGCAGAGGGUGCUUCACAAUCCAGAAAACAUACUGAACAGAACUUACAGGGUUUGCUGAAAAGCGUAACACCCAUCAACACCCCAAAAGAUCAUGUUUGCACAGUUGAUGAAUUGCAGUUGCAUUUGGGUGAUUGGUACUACUUUGAUGGUGCUGGUCAUGAACAUGGGCCGCUAUCAUUUUCUAAGCUGCAAGCUUUGGUUGACAAAGGUACUCUUCCAAAGUCCACUAGUGUCUUCAGGAAGGACGAUAACAUUUGGGUUCCAGUUGUCUCUGCUGCAAAUGCCUCUGAUGCUGCACCAGCUACUGAUUCUUCUGUAGCUCAGUCACAGGUUGCAGCACAGAGUGGGGACAACAUAGCUUCUAGUUCAUUUCACAGCUUACAUCCUCAAUUCAUCGGGUAUACACGUGGUAAACUGCAUGAGUUGGUCAUGAAAUCUUAUAAGAGCCGGGAAUUUGCUGCUGCUGUAAAUGAGGUCUUGGAGCCAUGGAUCAAUGCUAAGCAACCAAAGAAGGAAUUAGACAAACAUCCUUUUACUUCAGCUGUCACGAAAAGUUAUUUCUCUCAAAAUUUUGCAACGUACAAGUUCCAAAAAUCAGAGGAUGAAACAUCUUUCCGUGCUGGUAAAAGAGCUCGAAUGGUGGUCAAUGAAAGUGGAGAAGAUGAUGAAGUGGAGGAUCUCCUUAUUGAACAUGAAGAUGGCUCCUUUGAGGAAUUAUGCGGUGACACUGUUUUUGAUGAAGGAAAUGGCGCUAGUGCUGAAAUAGACAGGGAUACCUGGGGGCUACUCAAUGGCAGUAUACUGGCACGAGUUUUUCAUUUUCUGAGAACUGACUUGAAGUCCCUAGCAUUCUCUGCGGCUACUUGUAAGCGCUGGAAUGCUGCUGUCAGGUCUUACAGGGAUAUCUCCAGACAGAUCAACUUUUCAUCUGCUGGUCCAAUGUGCACCGACUCCAUGUUCCAGGGCAUCAUGGAUGGUUAUAAGAAAGAGAAGAUAACAUCAAUCAUCCUUGUUGGGUGCACCAAUAUUAGUGCUGGUGUCCUUGAUCAAAUUCUCCAUUUGUUCCCUUGUAUAUCUUCUGUAGAUAUCAGGGGCUGCAGCCAAUUCAGUGAAUUGACAGAGAAAUUUCCAAAUUUGAACUGGAUAAAAAGCCGUGUUUCCAGUGACGCUAGGAAUCUUGAAGAGACUUGUUCAAAGAUGAGGAGCCUCAGUCAGAUAACAGAAAAAAGUUUUUCAGUUUCUAAAGCUUUCAAGGGCUCAAAUAGUCAUUUGGAUGAGUCGAAUGAGCCUGGAGAUUCUCUAGAUCAUGAUGUCACUAUGUGUAGGAGAGACUCAGUCAGUCAAUCAUUCCGGCAAAGCUAUUACAGUCGUACGAAGUUACGUGAUGUGAAAAUGCCCAGAUCCCUCCUGUCAAGGGAUGCUCAACUAAGGUGGUUGCUUCGCAAGAAAUCUGAAAAUGUGUAUAAGAAAAUGGAAGAAUUCCUCGCUUUGAGUCUUAGGGACAUCAUGAAGGAGAACACUUUUGAUUUCUUUGUGCCUAAGGUUGCAGAGAUCGAAGAUAGGAUGAAGAAUGGUUAUUACAUUGGUCAUGGUUUGAACUCUGUUAAGGAGGAUAUCAGUCGAAUGUGUCGCGAUGCAAUAAAAGCCAGAAAUCGUGGUGAUGCUGGAGAUAUGAAUCACAUCAUUAUGUUAUUCAUCCGACUUGCCAGAAGUUUGGAUGAGAAUUCUAAGUCCUGUCAUGAAAGAAAUGAAAUGAUGAAGUUAUUUAAGGAUAAUGCACGUGCUGGGUUUUGCUCAGUGGCCUCCAAGUAUGGGAAGAAACUAAAUAAAGUAGUGAACGAGAGGAAAAUCAUGCGUAAUGGCACAUCGUAUGUCAAUGGUGGUAUAAAUUAUAGAGAAUGUGCAUCUGAUCGGGAAAUAAGAAGACGCUUAUCCAAAUUGAAUAAGAGGGAUUUAGAUUCAGGAAGUGAGACUUCUGGUGACCCUGAUCAGUGUUCUGAAGUUUCUAGUGGUGAUGGGAACUGUUCUUCCUCAGAUACAGAAAGUGACCUAGGGUUCCAGUCUGAAGGAGGAACUGGUGAUUUAACUGGAGAUAGAUACUUUGGGGCAGAUGAGUCUUUAGAUUCUAUUGCUGAUGACCGUGAAUGGGGUGCUCGGAUGACGAAAGCAAGCCUCGUUCCUCCUGUUACUAGGAAGUAUGAAGUCAUUGAUCGAUAUGUUAUUGUGGCAGAUGAGGAGGAAGUGCAACGAAAGAUGCGGGUUUGUCUACCUGAGGACUAUUCUGAGAAGCUCAAGGCACAAAAGAAUAUCACUGAGGAGUCAGAUAUGGAAAUCCCUGAAGUAAAGGACUAUAAACCCAGGAAACAACUUGGAAAUGAGGUCCUAGAACAGGAAGUCUAUGGUAUAGAUCCUUAUACUCAUAAUCUUCUCCUGGACUCCAUGCCAGACGAUUUGGAUUGGACACUUCCAGAUAAGCAUAUGUUUGUUGAAGACGUGCUUCUGCGAGUUCUGAAUAAGCAAGUCAGGUCCUUCACUGGUACUGGAAACACUCCCAUGAUGUAUCCUUUGCAGCGUGUUGUUGAAGAGAUCCUAAAGACUGCUCAGGAACGUGGUGACAAACGCAUUAUGAAAAUAUGCCAAUGCAUCUUGAAGUCCAUGGAAGAUCGUCGUGAAGACAAUUAUGUAGCUUAUAGAAAGGGGCUUGGAGUAGUUUGCAAUAGCGAAGAAGGUUUUGGUGAAGAUGAUUUUGUUGUGGAGUUUCUGGGAGAGGUUUAUCCGGCUUGGAAAUGGUUUGAGAAGCAAGAUGGCAUUCGAUUACUGCAAAAAAACAAUAAUGAUCCAGCUCCAGAGUUCUACAACAUAUAUCUAGAGAGGCCAAAGGGAGACCGUGAUGGGUAUGAUUUAGUUGUUGUUGAUGCCAUGCACAAGGCAAACUAUGCAAGUCGUAUUUGUCACUCGUGCAGACCUAAUUGCGAAGCAAAAGUUACUGCAGUAGAUGGUCGGUACCUAAUUGGAGUUUACACUGUUCGACCAAUUAAUUAUGGUGAGGAGAUCACAUUUGAUUAUAACUCUGUAACAGAGAGUAAGGAAGAGUAUGAAGCUUCUGUUUGUCUGUGCGGCAGCCAAGUCUGCAGGGGAAGCUAUUUGAAUUUGACUGGUGAAGGGGCUUUUCAAAAGAUACUGAAAGAGUCCCAUGGAAUGCUAGAUCGUCAUCGGUUGAUGUUAGAGGCAUGUGAAUUGAAUUUUGUUUCUGAAGAUGAUUAUUUGGACUUGGGAAGAGCUGGUUUAGGCGCUUGUUUGCUUUAUGGGUUGCCUGAUUGGCUGAUUGCAUAUUCAGCUCGUCUGGUGAGAUUUAUAAAUUUUGAGAGAACGAAACUUCCUGAGGAGAUUUUGACGCAUAAUUUGGAGGAGAAGAGGAAAUUCUUUCUAGAUAUUUGCUUAGAUACUGAGAAGAGUGAUGCCGAGGUCCAGGCUGAGGGUGUGUACAAUCAAAGACUUCAAAAUUUGGCUGUUACUCUUGACAAGGUCAGGUAUGUAAUGAGAAGCAUAUUUGGUGACUCAAAGAAAGCCCCACCACCACUAGAGAAGCUAAGUCCCGAGGAAGUAGUUUCUGUCCUCUGGAAAGGGGAGGGAUCACUCGUUGAAGAAUUACUUCAGUGCAUGGCUCCUCAUGUAGAAGAGAAUUUGCUAAAUGAUCUCAAGUCCAAGAUUGAUGUGCAUGACCCAUCUGGUUCCGAUGAUCUCCGGAGUGAACUGAAAAAAUCUUUAUUAUGGUUGAGGGAUGAGGUCCGGAAUCUUCCUUGUACAUAUAAGUGCCGGCAUGAUGCUGCUGCUGACUUGAUCCACAUUUACGCUCAUACAAAAUGUUUUUUUAGAGUUCGGGAGUAUAAGACUUUAACAUCUCCCCCUGUUUACAUUAGCCCUCUUGACUUGGGCCCCAAGUACACUGACAAAUUGGGAUCAGGUUUCCAGGAGUAUCGCAAGACGUAUGGUGAGAAUUAUUGUUUAGGGCAGUUGAUUUAUUGGCAUAUUCAGAAUAAUGCUGAUCCAGAUUGUCAGCUUGGGAGAGCAAGAAGGGGUUGUUUGUUUUUGCCUGACAUUGCCUCCUUAUAUGCCAAGGCCCAGAGGCCAUCAAUGCGACAACGUGUUUAUGGCCAGAAAACCCUCAGAUUUAUGGUUUCAAUAAUGGAGAAACAGCCCCAGAGACCAUGGCCCAAGGACAAAAUAUGGUCGUUCGAGGGUGCCCCACGAGUUUUUGGUAGUCCGAUGCUUGAUGCGGUUCUUAAGAAGUCCCCACUGGACAAGGAGAUGCUACAUUGGCUGAAAAGCAGACCUGCUGUAUUCCAGGCUAUGUGGGACCAGUGAAUGUGGGAGAGGCCUGGAACUAUUGACCCCUCCAUUUGUUUUGGAAUGAUUAUUCUGUUUUAUUUCACAGCUACUCCAUUUAACAUGGGAGUUGGUAAUCAUUUCAAAACAAGAGAUUCCCUUGUGCUUCUCUUCUUCCUCAAUUCCUUUGUACAGUUUCAGUUUCUUCUUUGUAAUUCGUGUUCAUUGUUCAGAAGUAGAACAUUGGUUCUUUCUUUUUAUAAUUAAUCUUAAAUGAAAAAAUGGGAGAAAGGUUUCGUUUCAUGUUCA
Messenger RNA from Macadamia integrifolia, 7913 nucleotides. Its product is annotated as histone-lysine N-methyltransferase ATXR3-like. Gene Ontology annotation, molecular function: protein binding. The record is from RefSeq and is a predicted model, not a curated record. The transcript is spliced from 20 exons. NCBI's taxonomy places the organism in Eukaryota, Viridiplantae, Streptophyta, Magnoliopsida, Proteales, Proteaceae. The coding region runs from base 378 to 7643 and encodes 2421 amino acids.